Molecule: messenger RNA, 2493 nt
Organism: Heterocephalus glaber (naked mole-rat)
Lineage: Eukaryota; Metazoa; Chordata; Mammalia; Rodentia; Bathyergidae
Gene: Ak3
Product: adenylate kinase 3
Biological process (GO): nucleobase-containing compound metabolic process
Cellular component (GO): mitochondrion
Molecular function (GO): ATP binding; AMP kinase activity
Source: RefSeq, a predicted model, not a curated record
GGCCGCCGCCUGCUCAGCGCUGCCAGCCGCCGGGCCAGGCCGAGGCCUCUGAGGCGGCAUGGGGGCGUCCGCGCGGCUGCUGCGCGCCGUGAUCAUGGGCGCGCCGGGAUCGGGCAAGGGCACCGUGUCGUCGCGCAUCUUGCAGCACUUCGCGCUGAAGCACCUCUCCAGCGGAGACCUGCUGCGGCGGAACAUGCUGCAGGGCACAGAAAUUGGUGUAUUAGCCAAGACUUUCAUUGACCAAGGGAAGCUCAUUCCAGAUGAUGUCAUGACUCGGCUGGCCCUGCAUGAGCUGAAAAAUCUCACCCAGGAAAGCUGGCUGUUGGAUGGUUUUCCAAGAACACUUCCACAGGCAGAAGCCCUGGACAAAGCUUAUCAGAUAGACACAGUGAUUAACCUGAAUGUGCCCUUUGAGGUCAUUAAACAGCGUCUCACUGCCCGCUGGAUUCAUCCAGCCAGUGGCAGAGUCUACAACAUCGAAUUCAACCCCCCCAAAACUGUGGGCAUUGAUGAUCUGACAGGAGAGCCUCUGAUUCAGCGUGAGGACGAUAAACCUGAGACAGUGCUCAAGAGGCUCAAGGCCUAUGAAGCCCAAACAGAGCCAGUCCUGGAAUAUUACCAGAAAAAGGGGGUAUUGGAAACAUUCUCUGGAACAGAAACCAACAAGAUCUGGCCGCAUGUAUAUGCUUUCCUACAAACAAAAGUUCCACAAACAAACCAGAAAGCCUCAGUUACUCCAUGAGAAAAAAACCGUGUAACUAGUAAGAUGAGCAGAAGAAACUCCUGUGCCUUUGGCAACUUCUGUUUUCUAAGACUCAAUCAUGUAUGAAUUCUUUGAAAAUUGUUUUAUUUCUACUGAUUUUAUUCUGGGUAUUAUUAAGGAUGUGCCAAAUGAAUCAGAUACUAAAAUUGAUCUUUUGAAAUUGUCUAGUAUGUUUUAUCCAUUUAUCUUUUAUAGGUGUGCAAUACAAAAACACCAGAUAUACUGAAACUUAAAAAAAAAAAAAAGAAAAAAAAUAUUUUUUGGUACCGGAGAUUGAACUCAAAAAAGAGUAAAAUUAAAAGAGCAAUUGGUAGUAAUCUUUUUGUUCAGUUCAGUAUUUGAUAAAUCAAAUUUUCAUAUUUUCUGGAAAAGUAAAAACAUUACAUCUCACUUGGGGAAAAUAUCAUGGAACUUUUGCAGUGAUGAAAAAAAAAAAAAAGACAUCUUGUAGUCCUGUGGAAUAUGGUUUUGUGAGACACUGUAUCUAUAGUUUCCUGACAUAAAAUUACAGAAAAAAACCCUGAAUUUAUAGAUCUAUUGCAAGAUGCAAAUUCACUGUUGCCUUUACACUAAUAAACAUGUAAGCUAGCUAAAUAUGCUGUAGUCAUCAGACAUAACUUUGGUUUACUCAGAAUUUUCAAUUUGCUAUAAAAAUAUAUCAAUUAGCAUAUAAGAAAUUACUUUUAGCUUAUUUUCUUUUGAAAAUUCAUUUGUGCUGAGGGAUACGAUUUGUCAAAAAUGACAAAAUUCUUAAGAUUGGCACCAACAGUGAAUGAAUUUUUAAUGGAAAAUAUGAAGUCAGGUGUUCAGAUGUUACUUAGGUUAAGAAAUACAGGAUCUACUUGUCACUUUCGUUUUAAUCCAAAUAUAUAAUUUGCCUUGACAAAUUAUAGUACAAAGAAAAAAUAAGAGUUGGCACUAUGUAAAGUAAGCGUACUUUGUUAUUAAGGAAAUAUAGAUACGUAUGCCAGGAGGAUACUCCCUUGACAUUAAUACAACCAUAAUUAGCAGGUGUAGCAAUAAAAAUAGGCAUAGUAGGUUAAAAAUGAUCAGGAAAGUAACUGAGUUCCCUAAAGAUCAUUAUUCCUGAUCAAAGAAAGAUACCUGCUAGUGUUCACUGUUAUACGUCAAGAGGAAAGAACUCUGCUGGUGUCCUUUGAGCAGCCAUUUAAAAUCCUAAACCAUGUUUCCUUCGUAGGGCAACAAAUGCUCAUGUGUUGUGGCCAGGUGGAAAAUGGGGCCAUCUGAGAAGUAGAGGAAAAACCCAUGUGAUACUCUUUAUUUUACUUGGUGCUAAAACAAAUGUAUCAAGCACUUUUACAAGCUGUUAAUUGACCUUUAAGAAUUUGGCCCAUUUUAUUCCAGGCAUUUAAAAUACAAGUCCCAGCCAGUGGUCCUUAUGUAUUGGACCACUGGGGGAGGCAUAUAUUUUCCUUUUUUAAAAAUUCAUUGUUAAUCUUUCAAAAUGGAUCAAGGUUUUUAAAAGGAUUCCAGCCACUAGUUCAUUCAUGCCUUAUUUGAAUGUUAGUAUUAUGUGCUUUCUAAAAAUGUGAACUACCGAACUUAUUAUCACUAGGUUAUCAGGCACAUGAGUUUCUACUAAAAUAAAAUUUAAGUACUGUGCUAUUACUUUAUCUUUGAUAAUUCACAAGGCUCACUCUACCCCACCCUUCUGUUGCCCUGACUUUUCUCAUUGGCUUCAUUCUAAUAAAUUGUCUUAAAACAGUACA